This is a messenger RNA of Plutella xylostella (diamondback moth), 1016 nucleotides long. RefSeq lists its product as uncharacterized. The record is from RefSeq and is a predicted model, not a curated record. NCBI's taxonomy places the organism in Eukaryota, Metazoa, Arthropoda, Insecta, Lepidoptera, Plutellidae.
GAACCUCUUCGAAUCGUGAACGGUGGAAUUAAAAAAAUAUUUUAAUGAGUUAUUUUACGCAAAGUAACUUUUGUUUACUUACGUGCGCGUGCGCAGCGUUAGACAAUGAUUAAGACCACGCAUCAUAAAGGUCACACAUUGAUUGCGCGGAUACCCUUGACCGCAAAAUUACAUUCACCCAGUACGGCCGGCGUUUCCCAACCAGCCAAGGAAUCAAACUAAAACGAAUUAUAUUUCAUAAUGACCAACAGGUUUGUUGCAACAGUGGCGGCUGCAGUGUUGCACACGAGAGCGCCGCUAGACCGCUGAAUCAUAGCUACAUUGUGACUGAAUCGGAUACGCGAUUAGGACGUCCAUUCUGUGCAAUCCGCGAGCGGUUGGUAAACAAACGGCACCACGUGGCGGGAAAUUAGAAUUCCGAAUUAACGUUCCGAAUUUAAAUACGAAUGGCAGCGUUCGGAAACAUCAUAUAAGAAGUGGAAUGAACAAUGAGUGUGCUGGCGGAGGUGUCUCGGUUGAUGGUGAACACGGUGGCCGCGCUGCCGCCGCCGGGCCCGCUGCCGAGCUCGUUCCAGUUCCAGCACAACGGCUCCAACUUCGCCAUCUUCCUGAUCCUGUUCGCACUGUGCAUGAUGGAGGUCGUGGUGCUGAGGAUCAUCACGGAGGAGCAGGCGCGGGGCGAGCGCGCGCCAAGGAGCGUCACCUCGCUGUGGUUCGAGCUAGAUGAUGACUGAAGUCUACAGCUACACCCGCGGCUGCGUCGUGACUCGUGGCUCUAGCUACAUUAGGGGAUUAGGGAAUAUUCAAUGUGUGAUCCCGAAUAGUAGCUUCAGGUGCGUUCGUUUCAUUGUGAUCCUGGUGUGCUUUUAGUGAAGGUGAAGGAACUCGAAGGAUUGUGGUUUCAAGGACAUUGAAGCCUCGUAGCAGGUAGUGGUCGUCAAGGAUGGUGGACUUUUUUAUUAGCGUGUGAUAUUUUUAACGACAUUGUUGGCUAAAUAUAAUGUGUUUAGUUUUGA